ACCCUCUCCUACGUCAUCGUACUUCCUUAUAAGUUCCCUUUAAUCUUUCUUGAAUAGUGAGAUAGCCCAAUUUGGAAAAUAUUCGCUUUAUUGCUGUUUAAUCACUCCUAUUCCCAAGCCACUAGAGAGCUCAUCAAAUCUGACGUAACUUAUUUUUAUAGACCUCUUAAUACAUAUUGGGCAGGGUGGGGUAGGGGGUGUGGUCUGUGGACCUCUGGGCAAACAAUUGAUGAGACUGGAAGGAAAGGUAUUUGUGAAUCCUUUGAAGUAUUCUGCAAAAGUUUAUGUGCAUUUCUCCAGGGAAAGUGUGCCUUGCUUGCCUUGCUAGUAUCUUAGAGGGGUCCGUGACCUAAAGAAGGUUAAAUAAAGCACUAAAUUUGUAUUUUUAAUUGAUCAUUUCCACCCCAACAGGAAAAUUUCUCCUAGAUCUGCUCUUGUUUGCUACUGUACUUGAAGCCGUUCAGUCCAUCACGGUCUAAAUGGAGGUGGGUGGGAGAGAAUGACACAGAGAAAGAUCAGGUAUGGUUGCAGAAGUACAGGAAGAAGGACUGGUUCCAGACAGAGCUGGCAUUACAAUCCCAUCUACCAAUUUAUCAGCUGUGGCCUUGACCUAGGUACUUAACUGCUCUCUGCCUCUGUUUCUUCUGUAAAAUGAAGAAAAGUUGAGGUUCAAAGGUCAAUUGUGUAAAGUAUGUGUGGAGCACACAAGAUGACACUGUUAUUAUGGAGAAGUCUUAUCCUCAGACAGUCCCUAACUGAUUUCUCUGUAUUCUUGGGCUGAGCCCAAUUUUCAAGGCUGGUAGGAUAGGUUGGGCAUCAGACCUCUCCAAUGAUUUAAUUGAACACAGUUGAGCUGGAAUUUCCAAAACCCUCAGGGCCAAACUCACCUUUUCACUGCCGAUUCCCCUUUCCUUCUGUCUCUUAGUACUCCCCCCAGGGCUCAAUGAUUCUUGACAAAAGCUCUAGUUCACUUUAGGAGAGCAGAAAGGGAGAGGAAAUGAUCUUCCAAAAUUAAAGAUGAAGACCUUCACUUAGUAAGGUUGUAGUUCAACCUUUUGGCCUCUAGAGGGCAGUGUGGAUACGUUCGCCUCAAGUUCACAGCCAGCCAAUAACAGUGUGUACUGCACCAAAGGAUGAAAGGAUAAUGGCAAACGUAUUCUUAGUGCUCUCCACUGUGUGAUUAUGAGCGAUUAUAAUCUUUAUACUUGGGGGUAUUAAAAUAUUGUUCUAGUUAUGACAAUGAUUUUUUAAUUGGCUUAACUAAAAAAAAGUCGGUAUUUGUAUUGUUCUAUACUUUGGGAAGAAAAUAGACAUGUCCAAGGGAACUAGUCUUUGAACCACUAUUUAAGCUUCGUUUCUGUAUUUAUUCUUGGAUAUAAGAGAAUUGAGCGCUUGACCUUGUUUUCACUAAAAGGCAAACCGGGCUGUUUUAGUUGCAACACAGAUGUUUGUCAAAAACAGGGUAGAGGUGGAGCUCAUGGCUGGGAGAAUGCCCGCUGGAUUCCCAGGCCUUCUCAGUGAAUGCACCUUGUGUCACAGCCGUAGGGGCAGGGCGGGGGCGUCUCAAAACCUCCCACCUCUCCGCCCAAGCUUUGGAGUCCUCGUCACCUUCCACUGCCCAGUUCUGGACAACAGUGAGAGUCCCAUUCCUUGUCGAGCGGGGAUUGGAAACAAAAAACAGCCAGUCUUAGCUCCGAGCCCUCGUGGCACCCCUCCUGCCUCUGCCUCCAGAAGGCGGGCACAGCAGCUUGCAGGCGCGCGGCCAGCCAAUAGCUGGGGGAUGAACAGAAAGGCGAGAGUGCUCCUUCACUCGGCCCCAACGUCACGAUGCUGGCCCCGCCCCUUCGCCAGCAGUCUCUGGGAGCUGGGCGGGUAAGCCAGCCACCCUGCCGACGCCGGACGCCGAGCCCGAACCCGGUCUGUCACAAUGCUGCUGCACAGGGCUGUGAUCCCCCAUCUCCGACAGGCCUGCAGACUCAAGUCAGCCCCCUCAAGGCUCUAUAUUCGGGCUUGCUCUACAGAUGAUUCACUUCAGCCCCAGUGCCCCAGCCUUGCCUUCUCUGGUGAUAACUCCAGCACCGGGGGAUGGAAAGUCAUGGGGACUCUGCUAGGCCUGGGUGCAGUGUUGGCCUAUCAUGACCGCCGGUGUAGGGCUACUCAGGAGUCACCACAUGUAUACACAAGAGAGGAAGUGAGAUCUCACAGCAGCCCUGAAACUAGGAUCUGGGUGACUCUGGGCUGUGAGGUGUUUGAUGUUACAGAAUUUGUGGACUUACACCCUGGGGGGCCAUCAAAGCUGAUGCUAGCAGCAGGGGGUCCUCUAGAGCCCUUCUGGGCCCUCUAUGCUGUUCAUAACCAGCCCCAUGUGCGUGAGAUGCUGGCUCAGUACAAGAUUGGGGAGCUGAGCCCUGAAGACAAGGUACCUUCCACCUUGAAGACCUCUGACCCCUACAUUGAUGAUCCCGUACGUCACCCAGCCCUGAAGGUCAACAGCCAGCGCCCCUUUAAUGCAGAGCCCCCCCCUGAACUGCUGACGGAAAACUAUAUCACACCUAACCCUAUCUUCUUCACCCGGAACCAUCUGCCUGUACCUAACCUGGACCCAGAAACCUAUCGUCUGCAUGUAGUAGGGCCACCUGGGGGUCAGUCACUGUGUCUAUCCCUGGAUGACUUGUACAAGUUCCCCAAACAUGAGAUCACUGUAACUCUGCAGUGUGCUGGCAACCGGCGCUCUGAAAUGACUCAAUUCAAAGAAGUGAGAGGUCUGGAGUGGAAUAUCGGGGCCAUUAGCACUGCACGCUGGGUUGGGGCACGCCUUUGUGAUGUGUUAGCCAAGGCUGGUCACCAACUCUCUGAAACUGAGGCCCACGUCUGCUUUGAGGGACUGGAUUCAGACCCCACAGGGACUGCCUAUGGAGCAUCCAUCCCUCUGGCUCGGGCCAUGGAUCCUGAAGCUGAGGUCCUGCUGGCAUACGAGAUGAAUGGGCAGCCUCUGCCUCGUGACCAUGGCUUCCCUGUGCGAGUGGUUGUUCCUGGUGUGGUGGGUGCCCGCCAUGUCAAAUGGCUGGGCAAAGUGAGUGUGGAACCAGAGGAAAGUUACAGUCACUGGCAGCGGCGGGAUUAUAAAGGUUUCUCUCCAUCUGUGGACUGGGACACAGUAGAUUUUGACUCCGCUCCAUCUAUUCAGGAACUUCCUGUCCAGUCAGCCAUCACAGAACCCAAGGAUGGGGAGACAGUACAAUCAGGGGAGGUGACUAUCAAGGGCUAUGCAUGGAGUGGUGGUGGGAGGGCUGUGGUCAGGGUGGAUGUGUCUCUGGAUGGGGGUCUAACCUGGCACGUGGCAGAGCUGGAUGGAGAGGAACAGCGUCCCAGAAAGGCCUGGGCCUGGCGACUAUGGCAGCUGCAAGCCCCUGUGCCGGCUGGGAGAAAGGAAUUGAACAUUGUUUGUAAAGCUGUAGAUGACAGCUACAAUGUGCAACCAGACACCGUGGCCCCAAUCUGGAACCUGCGAGGUGUGCUCAGCAAUGCCUGGCACCGUGUCCAUGUCCAUGUCGCCCCAUAAGAAGGUGAAAUGGAAUUACCUACUCCCCAGAAUCAUCAUCUCAACCCCUUUCCACACACAUCCUUUUGCCUUGUUACCACAGGAAAACCUUUCCUUCCACCUCCACUUCUUGGAUCACAACCCUAUACUAUGCCUUCCUAAACCACACACAGAUAUGCACAUUGCACAUUUCCACCCAGACACCAGCUCUCCUUUGACACUAUGUUACAUAUCCCUAUUAUGCCAGAAGUUGAGAGCUGUUGAAGAUGUAAGCUAGAAGUGGGGAAAUUUCUGUAAACAAGCACUCUUCUCCUACCCCACCUCCACUUCUAGUGUUUAUCAUCACUUUAUUUUGCUUUUCCUCUUAGGAGUCUUCAGAGAAUGUGUGUGGAUAUGUGUACAAAAAUGUAUAUGCAACUUUCUACUGACUUUCUGGUUGCCAGGGGUCGUGAGAGGUGCAAUCCUGCCCCUUUAUAGUUCCACUUUUCUAAACACAUCAAUAAAGUAUCUGUUUAAGACACAA
Prionailurus viverrinus (fishing cat) is the source of this 4064-nucleotide messenger RNA. It is a transcript of the gene SUOX, whose product is annotated as sulfite oxidase. Gene Ontology annotation, molecular function: molybdenum ion binding; heme binding; oxidoreductase activity. Gene Ontology annotation, cellular component: mitochondrion. The coding region runs from base 1928 to 3562 and encodes 544 amino acids. The record is from RefSeq and is a predicted model, not a curated record. NCBI's taxonomy places the organism in Eukaryota, Metazoa, Chordata, Mammalia, Carnivora, Felidae. The transcript is spliced from 4 exons.